CCUGAUAUUGCUUUGAACAGAGAAAAACGAUUCUUUUUUAACGUGUAUUUAACGGUGGUGAUUAUCAUUUGUGAUUGAGGCUGCAGAAGUAAGAUUUAAAAAUAGAAACGCUGUGGCACUAUGAACGGUAAUGACACGUGUUCCGUGAAAGUUGCUGUGCGUGUACGGCCAUUAGUUCCGUUCGAGAUAUCCAGGGGGUGUAAAGAAGUCCUGGAAAUAGUUCCGGAAAAUGAACAAAUUUUAGUACGUCCAAUCCACAAGCCUUUUACGUUUAAUUAUGUCUUGGGCGUUGAUUCCACCCAAGUUGAUUUGUACGAGAGAUGCGUGGAGCCGCUUUUACAAAACUUAUUUGAAGGAUUUAAUGUUACCAUUCUUGCAUAUGGUCAAAAUGGAUCUGGAAAAACUCAUUCUAUGGGAACUGCCUACCAAGGAGAGGAUCAUGCGGGGGUUAUACCUAGGGCUGUGAAACAUAUAUUUGAUUAUAUCAAGCAUAAUUUGUCCAUAGAUUUUACUGUUAGUGUGUCGUUUAUUGAGCUUUACAACGAAAGAAUUUUCGAUCUGUUAUCUGAUAAGCCUCGAGACCAAUGUAGAUUAGAAAUUCGCGAAGACGUCAAAGGGAACAUACUUAUAGCGAAAUUAACUGAGACAAUAGUAGAAUCUGCCACUCAACUUUUAGAUAUACUGACGAAGGGUUCCAAUGGACGAGCAACAGCUGCUACGAGCAUGAACUUGCAUAGUUCCAGAAGUCAUGCUAUAUUCACCAUUAACAUUGCUAUGCAGCACAAAUUUGAAAGAAAUCAAAAUAAGAACGCAAAAUUGCACCUAGUUGACCUAGCUGGAUCCGAGCGACCCAAGAAAACUGGAGCAGUUGGCAGUACAUUUAAAGAGGGCGUAAAUAUCAACAAAGGACUUUUUGUGCUGGGAAAUGUUAUCAACUGUCUAGGAAAUAAUAAAUCUCAACAAAGUUUUGUGCCAUAUAGAGACAGUAAUUUAACACGGCUAUUGAAAGACUCUCUUGGGGGUAAUAGUAUGCUCCUGAUGAUUGCAUGUGUUAGCCCUGCGGACUAUAAUUUGGAAGAAACUCUUUCGACCUUGAGAUAUGCUGACAGCGCGCGAAAAAUUAAGAACAAACCAGUGAUAAACCAAGGCCUAAGUCUUCUGCAGUUAGAACGAGUUAAGAGUAAAACCGAAAUGAGAGAGUUAACACGUGUAGAGCAACAAGAUCAGAAAAAGCAAACUGAAAUAACAAAAAUUAAGGUAAUGCAUGCUAAUCAGCAGAAUGUGUUGAAAUGGAAGUUUGAAGAAGCGGCGGCAUUAAAUAAAAGACUUCAACAGACUCUGAUUUUGAGGAAGCAAGUACAAGAUUCUAAAUUUAAUGGAAAACCCGAUAAAAUUGGUCCUUUGCUUAAACAAGAAUUAGAGAUCAUGAUGAACCUGAUAGAGUUAGAGACAACAUUAAGUGGAUUGCUAGAUGAUAGAGCAAUUUUACAACAGCAAUUAGAUGAACUGAUGAAGAAUCCGAAAACUGCCGAGUCGAACGAAACAAAAACGAUUAAAGAUGAUAUUGAAUUAAGAUCUGUGCAAAUUCAAGAUUUACAACUGAAGUUGCUGGAUUUUGAUAAAGAGAAACCAAAAACUAGGUUUGAUAGAAUCCAAUCUAUGGCAGAGGCAAAAUAUGCGCUCAAAUUAUUGUUUGAGCAAGCCGAAGAAUUUUUCAAGAAAUUUGUUCAGUGCAAAAAUAAAUGUAGCGAAUUGAUGGAGAUUAAUAAAGUACUUUCAGAGAAAAAUGAAAGAGACGCCCAUACCUUAAAACUGACUGAAGACAAAUAUAGGGAUAUCCUGUCCAACCAGCAACAGGUGUAUGAAGAAAAGGUGGCGAUAUUAUUGAGGCAACUUAGAGGAAUCGAAAAUGGAAGUCAAAAUGGCGAUUCCGGAUUGUCUCGAUGCCAGACUCAAAGACUCAAAGAAAAACAGAUAGAAGAGCAGCAAAAACUAAUAAAUAAGUUAAAGAAUAAAUUAGAAGAGAAUGAGAAAGCCAAUUUGGAGAAUGUCCCGAUAUCCCAAAAUUCAAGGAAAAGAAACAAAUCGACUGUUGUUGAGAGCAUUGAAGAAGAUGAUAAACUUGCAGAACCUAUAGACGCAUCAGAACCCGAAGAUUCGUUCGGCGACGAUCUUAUUAACGAUCCUGAUUGGCGAAAAACGCCAUUAGGCAAGAGAGUAAUAGCGAAAAAGAAAAAAAUUAUCAAACAAAGUCAGAUUUCGGUACAAGGUCAAAAUGGCGAUUCCGGAUUGUCUCGAUGCCAGACUCAAAAGGAAUUAAUUGAGAAACAAGAAAAACAGAUAGAAGAGCAGCAAAAACUAAUAAAUAAGUUAAAGAAUAAAUUAGAAGAGAAUGAGAAAGCCAAUUUGGAGAAUGUCCCGAUAUCCCAAAAUUCAAGGAAAAGAAACAAAUCGACUGUUGUUGAGAGCAUUGAAGAAGAUGAUAAACUUGCAGAACCUAUAGACGCAUCAGAACCCGAAGAUUCGUUCGGCGACGAUCUUAUUAACGAUCCUGAUUGGCGAAAAACGCCAUUAGGGAAGAGAGUAAUAGCGAAAAAGAAAAAAAUUAUCAAACAAAGUCAGAUUUCGGUACAAGGUCAAAAUGGCGAUUCCGGAUUGUCUCGAUGCCAGACUCAAAAGGAAUUAAUUGAGAAACAAGAAAAACAGAUAGAAGAGCAGCAAAAACUAAUAAAUAAGUUAAAGAAUAAAUUAGAAGAGAAUGAGAAAGCCAAUUUGGAGAAUGUCCCGAUAUCCCAAAAUUCAAGGAAAAGAAACAAAUCGACUGUUGUUGAGAGCAUUGAAGAAGAUGAUAAACUUGCAGAACCUAUAGACGCAUCAGAACCCGAAGAUUCGUUCGGCGACGAUCUUAUUAACGAUCCUGAUUGGCGAAAAACGCCAUUAGGCAAGAGAGUAAUAGCGAAAAAGAAAAAAAUUAUCAAACAAAGUCAGAUUUCGGUACAAGAUUUACGCAGGGGACGGACACGUUUGUUGAACGAUGGAUGCACUUGCAAAACAAAAUGUAACAGUGUCAGAUGCGGCUGUAGAAAAGCGAAUAAAAUAUGCAUGGGCACUUGCAAAUGCGAUGCAUCCGUAUGCGAAAAUAGGACGUCUUCGUCCACUAAUGCUGAAGUGGAUUAAGAUGCUUCCGAGUUGAUCCAUGAUUUUAAGAGGCCUAGGGUGGAUGAAGAAAUGGAAAGUCAAAUUGCUAGGCGGUGUCAAGAGCCCAAAAAACUAUUUAUCCCACAAUGAUUUUAACUAUGUGACGUAAAUAUUUUUACUUAUAUGACUUAUUUUUACUUUUAUUUUUACUUAUAUAUAAAUAUAUCUUCAGAGUGGACAAAGAAAUGAAAAGCCAAAUUGGUAUGCGACGUUAAGUUUUUUCCUUACGUUGUGGAUAUUUAUAUAUAAGAAUCUGUCUUACAAAAAACUAUUCGUCCUACAAUUAUCUUGAAUCUGUGAUUGUUAGUUUAGUCUUAAUUUUAAGUGUGAUUAUCAUGUCCCAUUUUUAAGUUAUGAAUAAUCUCUGUGAGAAAAAUUAUUCAUCAUACAAAUAUUUUACAUAUGCGACUGUUAGUAUGUUCGUUUAAUUUUCGUUAUUUUUACGUUAUAUUGUGCAUAUUUAUAAUCUGUAUUACAAAAAA
This is a messenger RNA of Cylas formicarius (sweet potato weevil), 3680 nucleotides long. Its product is annotated as chromosome-associated kinesin KIF4A-like. Gene Ontology annotation, biological process: mitotic spindle organization; microtubule-based movement. NCBI's taxonomy places the organism in Eukaryota, Metazoa, Arthropoda, Insecta, Coleoptera, Brentidae. Gene Ontology annotation, molecular function: microtubule motor activity; microtubule binding; ATP binding. The record is from RefSeq and is a predicted model, not a curated record. The transcript has 21 exons. The coding region runs from base 121 to 3177 and encodes 1018 amino acids.